Molecule: messenger RNA, 414 nt
Organism: Adineta ricciae
Lineage: Eukaryota; Metazoa; Rotifera; Eurotatoria; Adinetida; Adinetidae
Source: the annotation of a GenBank genome assembly
AUGUGUGACGAGGACGUUGCUGCUAUUGUUAUUGAUAAUGGUUCAGGUAUGUGUAAAGCUGGUUUCGCUGGUGAUGAUGCACCACGAUCAGUCUUUCCAUCGGUUGUCGGUCGACCUCGUCAUCAAGCUGUUAUGGUCGGUAUGGGUCAAAAAGAUUCCUAUGUUGGAGAUGAAGCCCAAUCAAAGCGUGGUAUUUUAACACUUAAAUAUCCAAUUGAACAUGGUAUUAUUACUAACUGGGACGAUAUUGAAAAAAUCUGGCAUCAUACAUUUUACAACGAACUUCGUGUUGCACCAGAAGAGCAUCCCGUGCUCUUAACCGAAGCUCCACUCAAUCCAAAGGCCAAUCGUGAAAAAAUGACACAAAUCAUGUUUGAGACAUUCAACUCACCUGGUACGCAGACAUUNAGAUAG